Anopheles funestus (African malaria mosquito) is the source of this 7925-nucleotide messenger RNA. It is a transcript of the gene rl, whose product is annotated as mitogen-activated protein kinase ERK-A. NCBI's taxonomy places the organism in Eukaryota, Metazoa, Arthropoda, Insecta, Diptera, Culicidae. Gene Ontology annotation, molecular function: ATP binding; MAP kinase activity. The record is from RefSeq and is a predicted model, not a curated record. Gene Ontology annotation, cellular component: nucleus; cytoplasm. The coding region runs from base 687 to 1874 and encodes 395 amino acids. The transcript is spliced from 8 exons. Gene Ontology annotation, biological process: intracellular signal transduction; protein phosphorylation.
GGUGCUUUCGUCCUGCUGCUGCUGGUUCAUAACGCAGGCAAAUGCGUUCCGUUUCUUCCUCGGCUCGUAGUCGUUUUUCGUGGCCCGAAUAGAUCGAAUGUCCUGUGGCCUCCCGUGGCAUCGGCAAGCAUACCGAGCAAAGGCAUUCGAAGGCAUGUGGAAAAGUGCAAAUAAUUCGUAAACAGCCACCUCCAAUUGUUCUGAUGCAAUUUAGUGCUUGUGCUUAGUAGGGGUUGAAGUUGUUGUAUCGAAGUGCGUCUUGGGGGGUAUUGUGUGGUGUUUAUUUGUGCGUCUAUCCCCAACAGCGUGUGUGCGUGUCGUGUAGCGUGUGUGAACGAGUGCGUGUAUAGUGCGGGAUAAAGCAUCUGCGUACGCGAGUGGCGAGAAUCCGGUUUGUUGUGAAGCUUUCUGUCUAGUCGGGGGAUUUUUUUUUAAUUUCAUCUCCUGCAUCUUCUGCAUCCUGUACGUGUCGAUGUAUCGCUGAUGUGAUUGAACCAGGCGGUGUUGUUUACAUGCAGAUAAGAGGGCAACUUUUACAUACCCUUUCAACAAAGUAACCACAGUGCAACAGGAAGAGAAGAACGGGAACACAACAUCCUAGCCAAUCAGUGCGACUGGUACAAUUGAAUUUUGAGGCCGGUUUUGUGCCGAAGACGGAGCAUUCCAACAGCGAAACACACUGCACUAUGGCUGAGGAAGCAAGCAGUGGAGCAGCGGCAGCGGCAGCUAAUGUUGCCGGACCAGCAGCCGGUAGCACAUCAGCAUCGGCCGCAAACAACAACGGUGUCGUCAAUACGAACCCGAACGCAGAAGUCAUCCGCGGUCAGCUUUUUGAGGUUGGUCCUCGGUAUGUCAAUCUGGCCUACAUUGGCGAAGGAGCCUACGGAAUGGUUGUUUCUGCGGUGGACACCGUCACCAAGACCAAAGUUGCCAUCAAAAAAAUAUCUCCCUUCGAGCAUCAGACCUACUGUCAGCGAACAUUGCGGGAAAUCAAAAUUCUUACCAGAUUCAAACAUGAAAAUAUUAUAGACAUAAGAGAUAUCCUCCGGGUGCCUAGUAUAGACCAGAUGAAAGAUGUAUAUAUUGUUCAGUGCUUAAUGGAGACUGAUCUAUACAAACUACUAAAAACACAGCGACUAAGUAAUGAUCAUAUCUGCUAUUUCCUGUAUCAAAUACUUCGUGGCCUGAAGUACAUCCACUCGGCAAAUGUGUUGCACAGGGAUCUAAAGCCCAGCAAUCUGCUGCUGAAUACGACUUGUGAUUUAAAGAUUUGUGAUUUCGGUCUUGCACGCGUAGCCGAUCCCGAGCACGAUCAUACGGGCUUCUUGACGGAAUACGUUGCCACCAGAUGGUACCGGGCACCGGAAAUCAUGCUCAACUCGAAGGGCUACACGAAAUCGAUUGACAUUUGGUCGGUCGGUUGCAUACUGGCGGAGAUGCUAAGCAAUCGGCCCAUCUUCCCCGGCAAACACUAUCUGGAUCAGCUGAACCACAUUCUUGGUGUGCUCGGUUCACCGUCCCAGGAGGAUCUGGAAUGCAUCAUCAACGAGAAGGCACGCAGCUACCUGCAGUCGCUGCCAUACAAACCGAAGGUCCCGUGGUCUCGUCUGUUCCCGAACGCGGAUGUAAAUGCGCUCGAUCUGCUCGGCAAGAUGCUAACGUUCAAUCCGCACAACCGCAUCUCGGUCGAGGAUGCCCUAGCCCAUCCUUACCUGGAGCAGUACUACGAUCCAUUGGACGAGCCCGUUGCCGAGGAACCGUUCCGUAUCGCGAUGGAACUGGAUGAUCUUCCUAAGGAAACGCUGAAACGAUUAAUCUUCGACGAAACGCUACGCUUCAACCACAACGACAACAACCUUCCGGACGGUAUGUAAGCGCGUGCAUAGCUUCAACGCGCGCGCGCCCCCUUCACAAAGGUGCCGAGCCAGCCAGAACCAACGGAUUGGUGGCCGCUGGACGAGGGGACACAUUCACCGCCAACCCAUCGGCUACGUCAGUGGCGAUAGCCUUAACGGCGGAAGUGUAAAGCAUCGUCAGAUCGUAUACGUACGCGGGAGGUUUGGUUUGUUUGUUUUUUCUUGUGUAUCUCCGGGAAAAGAAGCAAAAACACAAACCGCACACAACCCUUCACAAGCUUUGGCAUAAAAGAUGCAGAAACAGGAGCUAUUUAGAAGUACACAAAACAAGCGGUAAAGCCAAGAUUGCAGCUUCGUGUUAGUACGAAGCCAUUAACAUUAGUCCCCCGGAUCAGUUAUAUUUGGCCGAAGCCGCCAGAGCCGAACAUGAUCUCUGAUAGUUGCCAGUGGAAGCCGAUGGGGCAUUUUACCAGUUUUUGUUUCGCACUCGUUUUCUCCCUACAACCACCCCUGCACAAAAAGGAAAAGUGUCAAAACGGAUUCUGCGUGAGAGGGAAAGAAGAAACAAAGAAGAAGAAGCAGCAUCGUGUUGUAAUGCUUGUGAUAACAUGGAGAGAUAAUGCUGUGAGUUUUAGUUCGUUUGUUCGUUUCGCCCGUAGUACAACGGAUUUUGUGUGUGCAAAACUCGUUUUUUGUUUUAUUUGAAGCAUUUGAAUUUUCUUUCUUUCAAACUUCGUCCCGAUAAGCUAAUGAUCCUGUUAUCCUUCGGCACGCACGCACACACAUACAUAUACAGAUACGAAAAGAGUUUUCCUCUUUUUGAGCCAGAUUAGCGCAAAUGGUAUGUUAUUCGAGGAAACGAGAGAAACAAACAUGUAAGGCAAAACUAAAAAAAUGUGCAAAAACAACUAGUGAAUGUUUCUACUACGUGUGUAUGUGUACGUGUGUCGGUGUGAUUUUUUUUUCUUUUCUUACGCUAGCAAAAUAUACUGCAAUUCUGUGUGGUUUUUUUUUUAAAUGAUAUAAAAUACCUUCCCUUUUACUGUUAGUAAGCUAUAGAAGAAGUUCAGUUUUAGGAAAGUUCAGUUUUAAUAAUUGUGCCCAAAGUGUGUGUAAAGAAAGUAUCGCCGCCACCAACUGUACAGAUAUAUGUGUUAAGUAAUUAAGUAAUGUAGUGUGCAUAUCAUCAGUUAAAAAAGAAAAAACUCUGUUACGGUUGCAAAUAAGAAGCAUUAAUCAUCAACUUUCAAGAAGAAUGACUGGGCAAUCACGAAUACAAAUACGCUCAGUUAGGUAUAUGCUGAGUUAAUUAAAAUCCUUCAUCCUUGUCAGAUGGCUUUACGCUAUUAUUACGCUAGUGCAAUAUUUUCUCCGCACAAGGAACUGCAACAGUAUGCUAACAUGCAAACAAAAGCCAAACCAAUCCUCAAUUAUUGGUUCUCUGAAGUGAAUACUGGAAGCGAAAACCGAUACAGAAACCGGUUAAAAGUAUAUCCCAAAUAAUUGUGCUUUAAUUUUUGCUUGUCAGCUGUAUGUUUACACGUGGAAUAGUCAAACGAUCUCGGACGGGCAAUAUCAAGAACAUUUAAAGCAAGCUUUUGUUUUCCCCACACCCCUCGGUGCUACACAAUGCUCUAAAAGCGUGUGUGUCUUUAAAAAACCUUAACAUUUAGUACAAAUGAUGUUGUAAUUGACUAUUUUAAGUUGAUCACUUUAAACACGCCAACCACAACCGAAACCUGUGGUACAAAGGUACAGAAAUCCGCGUACAGGCUUCCUACGCUCUUUAAGCAAGGCGAAAUAAUGAACUUCUUUUGUCGGUUGAUUGAGAGUGUUAGCAGGGAUAGUGGGUAGGUGUUAAACUGUUCAAUUCACCUUUAUCCCUACACUCCCCCCUUUAUAACGAUACUUCCCAUCCAUGUGCUUCAUCAAUUAUUGAUGAAUGUACUGUGUUUGCACACUGUUGCGGUUCGCUGCUCAAUUAUUUUCAAUUAUUUAACACACAAACAACACACCCAGAGAUCGACCCACAAAAGCUACGGAAUGCUACACGAUUCAGUGACAUUUUACUGCGUUCGUAAAACAAAACAAACAAAAAAACAACAUAUACCGCUUAAACCACAUUGCAAAUUGCAAUCCACUACUGUGUGCUAUUUAAUGCGAGAUAAUUAAUCACAAUUUGUGUUAAAAUGGUAAAACAAAGCGAGAAAGCGAGAGAGAGAGAAAGAAAAAGAAGGGAAUUUCUUAUAACUAUAAUAUCACCAAAAGUAUGGGAAAAGUAGGCGUAGUGUGCUGGAAAGAUUUCACCAUGUCAAAUAUACCAAACAUAAAGUCUGAGUAUGAAAAUAUUAAACAAUGAAAGCAGAAUAAGAGGUCAGCAUUUAUCAAACACUUCUUCACAUCUUCUGGAUUGAGUUCGCAUUUUUUCCCAAAGAAAUAUUCUCACGAUUCUUAAGUAACUUCAGCACAUAAGCAAUGAGAUACAAACAGUGUCAUACAACGAUAUUUUACGAUAAAAUAUUUGAAAUAGUUCAGAAAACUCUUCUAGCUUCUCUAGUUUCUAGUAUCAGGAUACUGAAAAGUUAAGUUUGUUCCGGAUUUUCGUCGAUUCUUUUAUGUAACUUCACCAGAGGUCAGAUUUCCGAUUCAAGAGAGUUUUGUAUAGAAAGCAGACAAAACUGCACUUCAACUAGAAAAGAAUCCAGAAAUGGUUCUACCUUGAGUAAUUGAAUUCGAAAAUUCUUUAACGUACGAUUGAUCAUUAUCUAUCUAAGAAAAAAAACUACUAUAAUAUAUCGUAUGCCAUACUUAACGGCACAUGUUUCUUCAGAAAUUUUUCCCAAUUUAAAAAAAAAAUGACUCGCAGUUUACUGAUGAUGAUCGUAAUCUGCCUGUUAAAGAUCAUUCAUUGUACGAUAUGAAGUACAUAAGAAACGUUCAAUGCAAUUUAAACAGUUUUAACAGUGUCGGUAAACACACAAAGCUUGUAUUAAACAACAUAAUCGUGAUCUAGCUUUUUUCGCUUUUCUUCACUCACAUCACUCACGGAUUCUAUUCCAACAUUUUUUGAACAGCAAUACCCUCCUAAUACGUAGCUAACCACCUUUACACAGUCACGGGUACGAUUGGAAUAGGUAGGCAAAGCGUCACGCACUGGCCGAUAGUAGUGGGACAGAUUUAAGAAGACUUUUAGAUAGGAUGAAAUAAUGUAGCCGCGUUGCCGAUGUGUCGAGGCGUCUUGUGUCAACAUUCGAGAGCUAGUCGUAGAAGGGAACAAACAAACGCGCCGCUUGAAACUUGUAACACGUCGUUGGGAAUUAAAAGGGCAUGUUGUACUUAAUUUCUGUGGUUAAUAUCCAGCUAAGGGAAAGCAAGAGUAAGCGAAAGAGACACACAUAGGAUAGAUACAAACGAAGAAUGGAUUCCCUUUUCGUCCUUCAUAAUUUUUGCCACUUGUCCGGUGUGCAACAACAAUGGCGGCCAUGAGAGCUUUGCAUAACAGACGGGUAAAGGAUCGUUAUUGAUCGAGGUACCUCUUUGUAUGAAUGUAAAAAAACAAACUGUAAAAUGUUUUUCUUCCUGUUUGCAAAUAGUUGCUCGUAAGAAUUUGCGCAACUAUUUCCCUCGCCGUUUAUAUAGUUUAUGGAUAUGCACCCCACAACACCCACAAAAACCGGAAAUGUAAAGCACACACAAACACACACACAGACACAGGUGCACAGUGUACCACACAUACCGGCGCAGUGGUGGGAAAUUGUUUAUAUAAAGAUCGUUCUUUUCACUCACACUUUUAUCUGCGAGAUAGUUGUAAUUAAUGCUCUCGUUAUGCAAAUCUAAUUGUUACAUCAAUGUUCUUCCGUGUACAUGUGUGUAUAUGUAUGUAUGUAUGUGUUUUUUCGCAAGGAUAUCCAUAUCCGAUCCGAUUUACUUGUUCGGCAUAUAGGCCCGGGGGGAAAGGGGAAGGGGAUGGUAAUAUGUUUAUAUGUUUACCGGAUAUGUUGUGGCGUUCGCAUUAAAUGGUGAGAAUCACUAUAGAACGAUUAAUGUUUUCAAAAGAAGUACAAGUUUGAUGCAGCGAGAGAUAGCGAGAGAGAGAAAGAGAACUAUAAAGAUGGGAGAGAUAUUACAUUUAAAAAUAAUAUUACAUUAGUAAGAUAAAGAUUCUUUAGUAUAGUACAGCAGGAUUCAACUAACACAGAACCCCCUACAACAAAACAGAAGCGUGUUGUGUGUUAUUCUCUUCAGCGGUAAACCCACAAAUUAUUACCGUCUCGGUAGAGGAAUGCUUCUUCCUCCAAACAGAUAUGGAAACAUUUACAAAAUGGAUAACGAUGAUAAUGUGAUUAUGAUGCUGAUUAAGUGCACGCGAAACAAGCUUAAAUGUAUUGGGGGGGGGAAAACAAAAAACAAAAUUCAAAUCGAUCGAAAGUACGAAAACCUUAAACAAACGAAUUCACGAUCAUGCUCGAUCAAUCGAAAGUCGGGGCGGAAAACAACGUGCAGUCACAGCAAACGUGAAUCAAACACAGCAACAAAGCAAAAGAAAUGUGUAUCAAAACUUUCUUCUGGGUGUAAUUUUAAAAUCGUUUAAUCAAUAGUGCAACAAUCCCUUCUUCGAUUUAAAGUUAAACACAAAACCGCUGUCAACAUUAAAGGCGCAUGCAAAUAAAAAAUGUUCUUGAACGUUUGUUAAUAACUGCUGAGCGGAGGAGAAGAAGAUGAGAGGAAAGGCGGGGGGGGGGGGGGGGGGGGGGACGGUGUAAUAGGGACAAAACGCAAGCAAGUGUGGACAGAUUCAUACAAAAUACACUGUACAAGAUAAUGUUCUGAUAUCGGCACAACAUUAGAUAAAGAUUAGAGAGCCAGGGACAAUGUAAAGUAGUGACAAGCAGCGAUUACUGUGCCCCCGGGAUUCGUGUUCCCGAUAUGGUAGAAAUCGCGUAUAAAUAUAUACAUAGAUAUGUGUUGUGGCAGAAACGUAAACAAAUUAAAAAAGGGAAAAAACACAAGAUCAAAUGAAAGAAUGGUUUAAUGGUAGUUUAAACAGUUUUUAAUUUGUGCGUGUGUGUAUGUGAGAAAGAGAGAGAAAGAGAGAAAAAUACAUAAUAUAAAGAAAAACGUCAGUAUCAAGUUCAAAAAGAAGGGAAUCUGGAAUGUAUAGGAAAACACUCUUCCUUCCCCAAAGGGAGGAUCGUUGAUGUUUACGUUUAAGGCUCUGAACAAGGAAGCAGAAUGUAAGACUUUGGCGUUUAUUCUUGCACGUGUGAGGAGGAGUAUGGUGAUCAUUUGUCAUCCCAUAUUCUCCCACUACCCUCCCGCAUAUGUAUUGGUCCUUAUAAUGGUAUGUGUAUUGUUCGUGUAUGUAACGUACGUUUUAGCAUGAUGAGAUUUUACCGUGGUGGUUAACAUAACAAUAUACAUAACAACAUCCGACUACUUUUUCACUCUCUCUUUUUCUCUUGUGUAGCUAAACCAGAUUAGAGAACCGCGAGAUGGGGGGGAAUGUGUCAUUUAAUUAAUUGGUGAUUAAAAAAUUACAAAAAAAUACACACACACACAAACCGAGCUAAGAACAGAUUACAAAUCAACCAACAAAUUAUACAAAAACCCUAGCUAGACCUGUGAGACUAUAGUACACAUGUGUACUAUUAUGAACACUUUCAAUACCACUACCACUACUGCUAUUACUACUACUAUUAGCUACUACUUACUAUUACUACUACCAUCUUUUGGGGCUUCUUUGCGUGGUGGAAGCCGUGUCUCUAGGUGUAGAGAGAUGAUAACACAUACACACAUGGUCACACAGGUGUUUAAUGGCCGGGAAUAGAAGAGAUAGAAAAGAAGCAGUCAUUAAUUGCAUAGUAAUUAAACUGAAAUAUUAAUAUCCCGUUCCACUCCUGAUCCUCCUCGCCCGUCAGUACCUUUCCCUCUUCUCAUCCUUUCAAUUCCACGUGAUCUCUCUCUCUGGAGGACAGUACAGUUAUAUACAUUUGGAAAGGCAAACAAUCGAAAUCGAAUCUUUUCAAUUGGACAAGACACAUAAGAAUAAAGAUAUACUUCAAGAAGAAA